AAAGGACUUAAUAAAUAAUAAGUGGAAAACAAAUUGUGAGUAAAAUUCGAUCAGAACGAUAUAGAGUUCCUGAGUUUAGGCAAACGUAUGUUAGUACUCCUAAUCGUCUUCUCUUCACUGUAUAGUGAAAAAUUAUCGAUAUGGUCGAAGAUUGUGUCAAAUUACUAAUUUUUUGUUUUACUAAGAAAAACAAAUUUUAAUUCUGUUGUAUUGAUUAAAUAUUGGUGCGUUGAUAUGAAAAAUUGGGAGAAUAUACAUAAAUAGGAAAAACGAGAAACCUUCAGCCAGGGUUGUAACUGAACCUAAGGGGUUUGACAAUUGUCGAUUAAGAAUUAUCUAUCUAUACCUGCAAACGUAGAAAGAAAUGUCAGAAGGAACUGACAAACUGGUGGACUCGGAUGGAGCAUGCCACAAUUUGGCGGAGGAGCUAUUACGUGAAAUGCCGGAUAUGAAAGACGAGAUCGAGCAGGAAUUAAAGGAUGCAUUGUCAAAACAUAAUGAUAAUAAAAUAAAAAACAUGCAAGAAAAAGUUGGGGACUAUUUGUCUAAGCCACAUAAGGAUCUUGAAAUAACGGAAGAUUAUGAGGAAUCAGAAGAGUCGGGCAAGUCUACGAAUAUCUUGCUAACUAAAGUAACCAUAGAAAGUUGUGAAAAUGAAAAAGCGAAUACAGAGAUAACGAAGGUGGAAAAGGAUUAUCAGGAGAAUAAUAACGCAGUACGCUCAAUCGACAGUGUGAAUGAAGAUAAUGACGGAAACGUUGAUCAAACAUCCCAAAAUGAAUCUUCAAACAACGCAAAGACAGAAACCAAUAUCCGUAAACGCGAGAAUGAAUGUUCUGGAAGUGAUAAUACAAUCAUGCAAGACAAUCCAAAUGCCAAACAUGCGAAAUUGGAAAUUCCCGGCGAAAGGAAAUCAAUUAUUGAAGUUCAUAUCUCUAAUAAGGGCAUGGAUUAUGAAGAAGAAGCUGCAGAGUUGGAACGCAUACGUAAACUUAAGGAGCAAACUAUUAUUGAAUUGCAUAGAUUGAAGAGUCAAGAGGAUAAACUACUUAGAAUCGAGAAUAUAAACAAGCAAUUACAAAAAAAUAUUGACCAAAAACUAGAGCAAAAUGAAGCGAAUGAGGAGGACAAUAAUGGAAAGAAGGAUGUAAUUUUAGAAGGAAAAGAUUUUGUAAGUAAAGUCAUUGACAUCGCAGAGAAAAUUGAGAAUGGUGAAAAUGAAAUACUAACAUUUGGAAACAAUGAUAACAACGACCAAAAAGUCAUACCGGAAGUUCUGUCCAAAAUUAAUACAGAUGGUAAACCGUGCUAUAUAUAUGAUAACAUCGAAAUGAACAAAGGUGCUGAUGUUGUAAAAGAGCAUUCAAAAGUAAAAAUUGAAGCAACAACGUUACCAGAAAUAGCAGACGCGUUCACAACCCCUACAGUGUCCGUCUUGACAUCCGCUCAAAUCACGUCUACAUUACUCGAUGAUAAUAGUAAUCACUCUAACAGUGGCGAACAUGAAAGUCAUCCCCCACCAGAAGAACUCACAACCGAAGAAGCAGUGCGUGAUCGAGAGUUACGCGCAUCGGGAGCAACAUUUCUUCAACACUUACCUUGCUUCAAGCUUCAACGCAACUCGGAAAGUGCUGUUAGAGGCGAGUCAAUCUCCAAUGACAACGUUGUAGCUGACCAUGCCAUACCGAGAUGCCGGGAGUGUCGACGCCGCAGUUCUCAGGGUGGUUCAGAUGUUUAUUGUCGAUUCUAUGAAUUCCGUCGAUUGCGGUAUAACGAAAUCGGUGAAUUAGUUGUUGCUGGCUUCCCCAAUCCAUAUACUGACCCGACUGCUGACGAUUUGCGCAUCUGGCAACCAGAUGAGCAUAGUGUCCCUACUGCAGGAUGGAUGGACAUCCAAGUUGCUCGCUAUAUAUUGCUACAUGCCGGUGACCAAUUUUGCUAUCUGUGGCAACAGGAGGCCGAGGCCUUGCGUUUACACGAAAACCCGAACAGUAUAAUCGCUUGGAAGAAGGUGGUCCAAGGUCUACGUGAGAUAUGCGAUGUGUGUGAUACAACACUGUUUAACUUUCAUUGGACUUGCGAUAAGUGUGGCUUUGGUGUGUGUCUUGACUGUUUUAAAGACCGCAAAGAGCAGCGCAGUUGUGUAAAGAGGCGCACUGGUGAUAAGACGCAACGUGGACAUGAUGAAUUCCAUUGGAUGCUAUGUACAGCAACCACGCCAAUUUAUCAAAAACAUGAACUACGUGAUCUUAUGCUAACACAGAUCAUUGCUAGUGAUGCGCUAAACGUUUUGGGUCGACUCUUGCAUGAUAUUCGUGCCAUGUGGCAAGUGCCCCAGAUGUGCGGUUGCUUGUUAAGCAAACAAAACUUUUCGCCAGAUACAGAACUCGGUACUAUAAUACAGGACAUAAUCAAAGAAUCUCAAUUAAAGCAGCAGACGAGUGCUUCAUCGCUAGCUACUGAAGAGACAUUACGUAAGCAGGCGCGAAUGGAAGAAUUGCAUGCUAAAAAGUUGGAGUUUGCACGAGCGAGAGGUAUUGAUUAUGUUCCAGGCCGUGUAUGGACCAAGCAAACUUUGGGAAAGGAUCCCAUAACAACCGCUUUCGAUAAUUUUAAACAUAUAAACUUUUUACGGAAGGGUUUGGCAGGCUUACGCCGGUUUUUGCCGCCACGGGCAAUGACGUUAACCCAUUCGACAAUGCUAGCACCUGGUGUACCGCAUGAAUGGUUAUGUGAUGGCAAGCUAUUGCGACUAACGAAUGCUAUGCAUCCCGAUAAUCGUAUACUUUUUCAAGAGGUAUGGAAAUGUGGUCAGCCCGUUAUGAUUUCGGAAGUAGCGCGAUCACUGAACUUGGACUUAUGGCGUCCCGAAGCCUUCUGUAAGGAUUUCGGCGACAAACCAAACGACUUGAUAAAUUGCCUGAAUGGCAAUUUAGUGCCGAACCAACCGAUGCGUUAUUUUUGGGAGGGAUUUCAAUGCAUUAAGAAGCGAUUGCUAGACGCCAAUGGUAAACCGAUGUUGCUGAAACUGAAAGAUUGGCCGCCAGGCGAUGAUUUUGCUGAAAUAUUACCGACGCGUUUUGCGGAUCUCAUGAAUGGUCUACCUAUGCCCGAAUACACAUUGCGUACAGGCAAUUUGAAUAUUGCCAGCUGCUUGCCGAAGAUGUUUGUACCACCCGACUUAGGACCGAAGAUGUACAAUGCCUACGGUUCGGCAUUGCAUCCUGACAAAGGCACCACCAAUUUGCAUUUGGACAUUUCUGAUGCUGUAAACAUAAUGGUAUAUGUAGGCGUGCCACAAGACGCGGAUAGUAAACCACAAUUGGUUGCUACACAAAAAGCAAUAUCUUUGGGUGGCUGCGAUUAUUUGACACGUGCCCGAUGCCAAACACCUAACGUCCUCCCGGGCGCAUUGUGGCACAUUUUCCCUGCUCGAGAUGCUGAUAAAAUCCGUGAUCUACUCAAUCGCGUGACAAUAGAAAAGGGUUUUCGUUUGGAGCCCGACCAUGAUCCCAUACAUGAUCAGAAUUGGUAUUUAGACGAUAAAUUGCGUGCACGUCUAUUCAAGGAAUAUGGUGUAGAAGGCUAUCCUAUUGUACAAUGUCUGGGCGAUGCAGUGUUCAUCCCAGCUGGUGCACCACAUCAAGUACAAAAUCUCCAUAAUUGCAUCAAAGUCGCAGAAGACUUUGUAUCACCAGAGAAUAUAACACAUUGUUAUCAUUUAACCCACGAAUUUCGCCAUUUAUCACAUUCACACACCAAUCACGAGGACAAAUUGCAGAUUAAAAACAUAAUUUAUCAUGCCAUCAAAGAUUGCUGUCAUAUAUUAGUACGCGCUUUGGAUCAACGGCUUGACGAGGAGUUAGCUAAAGUGGAGGAGCAGCAUGCAAAUGCUGAAAUUAGCCUCCGUGAAACAGAACUCGAAGCCAAACUCUAUGGCAACAAAUAAGAUUAAUUAAUAACUAUAUUUUAAUCACUAGAUAUACUUAAUUUUAUUCGAGUAAUAGAUACAUAGGUACAUAUUGUGCAGCACUACAUAUAAAUAAAUAUUUUUUAAAAUUAGUUUU
Bactrocera oleae (olive fruit fly) is the source of this 4067-nucleotide messenger RNA. It is a transcript of the gene Kdm3, whose product is annotated as Lysine demethylase 3. Gene Ontology annotation, molecular function: chromatin DNA binding; transcription coregulator activity; histone H3K9 demethylase activity. Lineage: Eukaryota; Metazoa; Arthropoda; Insecta; Diptera; Tephritidae. Gene Ontology annotation, cellular component: chromatin; histone deacetylase complex. Gene Ontology annotation, biological process: regulation of transcription by RNA polymerase II. The record is from RefSeq and is a predicted model, not a curated record.